This is a messenger RNA of Paramecium octaurelia, 466 nucleotides long. NCBI's taxonomy places the organism in Eukaryota, Ciliophora, Oligohymenophorea, Peniculida, Parameciidae. The record is from the annotation of a GenBank genome assembly.
AUGAAAUUUACAAGUACUGACAACAUAGAAGUGGAUAGACAAGACCAAUAGAAAAUAAACUCUUUUAGCAGAUUUAAUAUGCAGUACCAUGAACUUAUUCGAUUGAAUUAAGCGUAUAGAAUAAUAAAAAUAGUGGUGUAGUCGAAAAGAUGAAUUAACACGUUUGUCAGAUAGUAAAGAUGAAAUGGAAUUAAUGGAUGAUGACGAGAAGAUUCCAUUCAAAUUUGGUGAUUCUUUCAUUCGAGUAAGCGUUGAUAAGGUAAAGAACUUCACUAUAUAAAAAGGCAAGAAUAUUGAUUGAUGAAUAAGUAGCAAAUAUUAAGAAAUAAUUUGAAGAAGACACCAAGAAAAUAGAAGAAACACUUAAAUAGAUGAAAAAUUUGAAAGCUAAGUUGUAUGCCAAAUUUGGUAGUCAAAUUAAUUUGGAUGAUGAAUGAUCAUCUAAUAAAAUAUAUAAAUUUAAAUU